Acaromyces ingoldii is the source of this 2209-nucleotide messenger RNA. RefSeq lists its product as hypothetical. Gene Ontology annotation, molecular function: hydrolase activity, acting on acid anhydrides, in phosphorus-containing anhydrides. The transcript is spliced from 4 exons. Bases 134 to 1825 code for a protein of 563 amino acids. Gene Ontology annotation, cellular component: mitochondrion. The record is from RefSeq and is a predicted model, not a curated record. Lineage: Eukaryota; Fungi; Basidiomycota; Exobasidiomycetes; Exobasidiales; Cryptobasidiaceae.
GACCAAGCUCCCCGCAAAACGGAUAAUCAAGAAGAGAGAAGUGCAGGGCGAGGCCAAGUGCUUGGAAGCGACUUGCUGGUCAAUGCUACUCCGAAGGCUGCUUCUCCAUACCUCGAGACACGUCCGACCAACAAUGGCAAGCUCGAGAAGCAGCAGUGGCAGCAGUGGCAGCAGUGGCAGCAGUGGCAGCAGUGGCAGCACCGAUACAUUCGGCCCUCUCACCGGUCCGAAGGGAACAUGGCCCAAUGACGCCAAGACUGGACCAAAGGGCAAGCCCAUGACGCCUGUCCCCUCGGCCUCGCUCAUCGUAUUGUGCCCCGUCUCGUCAAGAGGCCGGCAAGAAUACGCCACGCUGACGGUGCAGCGGAGUGCGCGAGACGGAUCUUCGUUUCGCUCUGCAAUCGUCUUUCCCGGGGGUGUACUGGACCUCGCCGAUGAGGACGCCAUCAAGCGCCAGGCUGCUGGAAGCCUGUCGCCAUGCACCAACACAGGAGCAAAGGACGAGGAGGAUGCCGUGUACUGGCAAUCGCUCCGCCUCUGUGCGCUGCGCGAGACAUUUGAAGAGACGGGGCUCGUCUUGCUUGCUGCCGAUGGACCCUCGCAAGGUCUUCCUCGAAGCAGAGCAGUAGGGCCUACCGAGGCAGGCAUUGACAGGCAGGAGUGGGCGCGGAUCAGAGAGGAGGUUCACAACGAUGCCAGGGCUUUCACACCUUUCCUUGCUCGUAUUGCGUCGUCUCUCUCUGGAAGCGACGUCGAGUCACUGUUGCCGCCCCUCGCGCCCAUGUACCACCACUCCAACUGGGUGACGCCUCGCUCCAUCAUCCGUCCCGCCAAGCGCUUCGAUGCCCACUUCUUUCUCACCGUCCUCGACAAGGCCGAUGUGCUGGGUCCCCUGACCUCAUCGCCACAGGGUGCCGACAGCAGCAAGACCUCCAAUCUGCUCAAUCUGUCGGCAGACGGCACCGAGACACUCAGCCUGCGACUCGCGACGCCACAGGAGCUCGUCGAUCUGGGCUGCAGCGACAAGGUCGUCAUGUUCCCCCCUCAGUUCUAUAUCCUGUCGGACCUUGCAGCCUCUCUCCGUUCGCCCGAUCCACUCGCAUCUGUUCGCCCACUCAUCUUCCGCCGGCCUGAGCAGUCCUCCCCAGCGUCUUCCUCGUCUUCUCCCGCCACGACCGUGGAGGAGGAGCCGCGGGGUCUGGGCGGCAAGAACUACAACUGGGAUCGAAUGCCUUCGAACCCGCCUGCGCUGAGCUGGGUGUCGGACAAGCUUCCACCCCUGUCUUCGUCGUCCAGUGGCCGACAGGACGAGGGUCGGCUCAGCGUGACGAGCGUCAUGCCCCGCGCGCUGCCGGGAAGCGGCACCAAUGUGAACCUGUCGAGCUUCAGCUGGCGCAAGGACGAUGCCACCAACACGACGGAGGCAAGCGGCCGCGAACAGAAGAAGGACAACGAGGACGAGGAAGCAGAAGAGGAGGGCGAAGAGUCCUUUGUCUUUCCUCUGGUCCUUCCUGGCGACUUUCUUGCGUCCAAGCUCCAAAAGAGGGCCCUCUGGCCCCCGCAGGCUCCCUCGUCAUCGACGACACAGAGCCAGGUGGAAGCCAAAGGAGAUGUGCCCCUCAACAGGGUCUAUGUCUCUCCCCGGUCCAAAAAGGACGGUGGGGGGCUCGUCAUCAUUGGCUCAGUCCGGCGCGGUCAAGCAGGGCUCAUGGACUUUGAAGAGGGCAGGAAGCUCGAUGUCAUUGGAAACAUUGAGGAGCUCGAAGAGGAUGAUGAUGAAGAAGAAGACGACGAAGAGGAGGGAAGCCCUCGCUCCAAACUCUAGAUUGUCAUUCCGCUUUGCACAUAUAAUGCUCCUCAAUUUGAAAAGGGAAUUUGCUCAGCCUACAAUGUUGCUGGACUAGGCGAGGGAUACGCUGAGCGGAUCUUGGCCUUUCUUGAUUGACUCCAGCGAAGGCAUUCGGUCCGUGCGCAUCAGCUCGGCGCUGUGCACCAUGAGCGGGUCCACGCCCAUGCUGAGGUGGCGAUGGGGUAGUCAGUGUCUGCGAAUUUCUACACCGGUCAAAGGCACUCACGUCGCCACAGCAUUGACCUUGCCCUUUUUGGCAUAGAAGGCGGCAAACUUGAGCUCCUCUGGCUUGCCAUCUACGUAGCAUUCGUCAAAGCCAGGCGGGUUGCCAUCCGAGACGUAGCGAAGCUGGCUGCCGAG